Messenger RNA from Hevea brasiliensis (rubber tree), 1369 nucleotides. Its product is annotated as cysteine synthase. Gene Ontology annotation, molecular function: cysteine synthase activity. The transcript has 11 exons. Gene Ontology annotation, cellular component: cytoplasm. NCBI's taxonomy places the organism in Eukaryota, Viridiplantae, Streptophyta, Magnoliopsida, Malpighiales, Euphorbiaceae. The record is from RefSeq and is a predicted model, not a curated record. Bases 204 to 1181 code for a protein of 325 amino acids.
AGACUGUCGCAUUUACCCUGUAAUAAAUAAAAAAAUAAUAAUCAUAAUUCUUUAACCCGGCCGAUGAUUCUCAAUUUCUUGAUUUUGUAAACUAACUGGAGAGAUUUAUUUGGACAUCAGCUAUUACUCCUCUUUCAGCCUGAGCCUGCCGUCGUUACUCUUUUCCUUAUAGGACAAGGUUGUCUCUGUGAUCUGACAAGAAAAUGGCUGAGGAGAAGAUCGCUAUUGCUAACGAUGUUACUGAGCUGAUUGGUAAAACGCCACUGGUAUAUCUCAACCAUGUUGUGGAUGGCUGUGUGGCUCGCAUUGCUGCUAAGCUAGAGCUGAUGGAACCUUGUUCAAGUGUUAAAGAUAGGAUUGGAUAUAGCAUGAUUGCAGAUGCAGAGGAGAAAGGUCUCAUCAAGCCGGGUGAGAGUGUCCUCAUUGAGCCCACAAGUGGCAAUACUGGCAUAGGGCUGGCAUUCAUGGCAGCUGCUAAGGGGUACAAGCUCAUAAUUACAAUGCCUGCUUCUAUGAGUCUAGAAAGAAGAAUGGUUCUUCGUGCUUUUGGAGCUGAGCUGGUUCUUACUGAUCCAGCAAGGGGCAUGAAAGGGGCUGUUCAGAAGGCAGAGGAAAUAUUAGCUAAGACACCAAAUGCUUAUAUCCUGCAGCAAUUUGAAAACCCUGCCAACCCAAAGAUCCACUAUGAGACCACUGGACCAGAGAUCUGGAAAGGCUCAGGUGGAAAAGUUGAUGCUCUUGUUUCUGGGAUUGGGACUGGGGGUACAGUGACAGGUGCAGGGCAGUAUCUUAAGGAGCAAAACCCUGAUAUUAAGCUUUAUGGUGUAGAGCCAGUUGAAAGUGCUGUGUUGUCAGGAGGGAAACCUGGCCCACAUAAGAUCCAAGGAAUUGGUGCUGGCUUUAUUCCUGGAGUUUUGGACGUUGGUAUACUUGAUGAAGUUGUUCAAAUAUCAAGUGAAGAAUCAAUUGAAACUGCUAAGCUUCUUGCCUUGAAAGAAGGGUUGCUGGCAGGGAUAUCUUCUGGUGCUGCUGCAGCUGCAGCAAUUAGGAUAGCAAAGAAGCCUGAAAAUGCUGGAAAACUCAUUGUUGUGGUCUUCCCCAGCUUUGGAGAACGUUACCUAUCAUCUGUGCUUUUUGAAUCUGUGAAGCAUGAAGCAGAGAACAUGACUUUUGAGCCUUGAGGUAUAGAGAGGAUGGGCUAAGAGGAGCAAUACUGUCUACGGUUUCAAUGAUUUACUUGUUCCUAGUUUCCUAAUCAGAACAAUGUGGGGUCUUUUCUGCUCUUUGUAUCGUAUUAAGGAAAGCUUGUGGGUUGACUUGCAACUGUUGUGAUGAAUAAUAAAUUUUUGGCCAAAACAUUGAGAAACAA